AUGGCAUCCAAGCCGAUUAACGUACUCAUCACCGGGACAAACCGGGGCAUUGGCCUGGAAAUGGUGAAGCAAAUGGUGGCGGACAAGGGCCGAGUGAAAACGCUUUUUGCCUGUUGCAGGGACCCAAACGGUCCCAGAGCUGAGGCCUUGCAGGAGUUGGCAAAGAAGCACCCUGACAUCAUCACCAUCGUCACUAUGGAUGUGAAGUGCCUUGAUAGCAUCAAAGAGGCGGCCAAGCUGAUUGGCCCCAAAGUGGGCGAGGACGGCCUCAAUCUCCUGGUCAAUAAUGCCGGGAUCUCUCUGGAAGGGAAUCUUCAGGAAACCACCCCUGAGCAAAUGCGAGAUAGCUUUGAAACCAACGUCAUGGGGCCAAUGAACAUCAUGAGAGAGUUCCUGCCACUUCUCCGGGUGGCGGCGAAGGCCAGCAAGAUUUCAGGAAUGUCCUGUAAUAAGGCGGCCGUGAUUAACAUCUCAACCAUGGAGGCUUCCAUGGACAUCACAAAGUAUUCGUACACAGAAGCGGCUGUUCUGCCAUUCCGUGUCAGCAAGGCAGCUCUGAAUAUGUUGACUGUGUGCGCUUCAGAGGAGUUUAAGAAGGAAAAAAUCCUGUUCACUUUAAUGCAUCCAGGCUGGGUGCGCACGGAUUCGGGUGGGGAAUAUGCAGAGAUUGAUGUCGACAAGAGCGUGAAGGGGAUACUGAAAGUGAUGAGCACCAUGGGUGAAAAACAGUGUGCCUUGCUCCUGGAUUAUCAAGGCAAAACCCAACCUUGGUAG
Molecule: messenger RNA, 774 nt
Organism: Nerophis lumbriciformis (worm pipefish)
Lineage: Eukaryota; Metazoa; Chordata; Actinopteri; Syngnathiformes; Syngnathidae
Source: RefSeq, a predicted model, not a curated record